GUCCCGUUGCAGGGACCAAACGUGCACAUAAGUCGUGGUGGGAACCUUCCGGGAACAGCAUCCUCACACUCUCCUCAUAAAACAAACCCAAAGGGCAGGAACGACAAACUCAAAAACACAAACAACACCAUCAUGUCCCCGAAAAUUGAAUCUCCACGUGUGUCUGCUGCUGCUGAUGCGUCGCAGGGUAGACGAGACGACUUCCACUUCGAAGAAGAGGAAUAUUGGUUUGACGGUGAUUACGACUACGACGACUAUGCCGAAUAUGAUGAUUUCCAAGCAUGCCAAAGAGGCGGAGGCGGUGGAUCCAAAGUGAGCCAAAAGAAUGCGAAGCGCCAGACCCAAAGAGGAGGAGGCGGAGGCGCCGGGACCAUAUAUUCCUCUAAACAUAUCCGCGCCAAGGAGAAUCUGCGGACCACAGCGCCGAAACGAAAUAAAUGAGCGCUCGCAGGAAAACGGGUGAUGGGGUGCGUCAGGGAAAUUUCAUUUCGAACAUCUGACCUCCAAGAUGGUUUUAAAGGUUUUAAAGGCAGCCCCGUGUAGCUGAACGCGGACGCGCAUUGCUGACCCGAGAAAACCUCGAUCGACGAGGUCCGGUCCCAAGACGCCACCACACCACCGAAAAGAGCACCAAUGGCAACAACAACACAUGGUCUACGCCAUCCUGUAAACCGAGAUGGUCUAUACCAUCCUUUAGUAACUACAUUAUACAUGAUGGUCUAUACCAUCCUUUAGUAACUACAUGAUA
Messenger RNA from Seminavis robusta, 748 nucleotides. NCBI's taxonomy places the organism in Eukaryota, Bacillariophyta, Bacillariophyceae, Naviculales, Naviculaceae. The record is from the annotation of a GenBank genome assembly.